UUCUGUCUUUCAUACUAAGCAAUUGUCAUUUCAAUAAACAUGCCUAUCAAUUCCCUCCGAGUGCUGCGUACCCCAUGCAUCCCAACUCGACAAACUCGCCAUUUUCACGCGACAAGACCAGUUCUACUCGUCAAUGAGGUAUUAGACGCCUCUGCCGGCUUCAUUCAUGGUGUCCAUACAGUCUCCUGCCUUCCAUGGGUCGCAUCCAUCCCAUUGACGGCCAUAAUUGUCCGUAUGUCAGUCGGACUACCGCUACAGAUAUACAGCAAGAUCCAAGCACGCAAAGAGCAGGAUGUCGCUCCAAUCAUGACCUCUUGGAGACACAACUACCAAGCACAGAUCAGGAAAGAUGUCAAUCGCUCCAGUGGAGACCCGAUGAUGGCAGGUCAGGCGAACAUGCAGUUACUAAAGAUGAUCAAAACCAAGAAGCGCGCUUUGGAUAAAGCCUGGGGCAUCCAUCGAUUCUGGAAACCUGUGCCUUUCUUGCAACUUCCCGUCUGGCUCUCGAUUAUGGAAAGCCUGAGAGCGAUGUCCGGAAACAGUAGCGGGUUGGUACCGUGGCUCUUGUCGCUGACACGGAGCUCGUCAGAUAUAUCCUUGGCAGUUGAGCCGUCGUUGGCUACAGAGGGAGGCUUGUGGUUUCAAGAUCUUCUUGCUGGGGAUUCAACGGGCAUCCUUCCUAUCUUUUUGGCAGGAUCUAUUAUUACGAAUAUCCGUACUGGAUGGAAGGCUCCUUCCUUCAAAGAAAUUGCCAGCUUGCCGCGGCCAGAAAGGGUCAGACUUGUCUCUUCGCGGCUGCUGAAACUGUUCCUCCAGACUCUCGCCUUGUAUGUUGGUGCUGCGUCUUACGUGUAUCAAAUGCCUUGUGCACUUAUGAUUUACUGGAUCACCAGUACAAAUCUGGCUACCACGCAAUCGCUCCUUUUGGACAAAUUCAUGUUCAAGCGGCCGGGUCUCAAGCAGUGGAGAAAAUUUGCUAUUGGACAUCCUCCUUUGAAAAAGGCAUAAGUGUGUUAAUUUUCUAAAUGCUGACACACUGGAAGCGUUUUGCGGCCAGAAACAAAGAUAGUUAGACCCCGAAGCACGAUUUUGGUUCAGAUACCCCAAGAUAGGCAAGAAAUGAAACAAUAAUUCUAGACACGUCUAUAGUUCGGAUAUAAAAAUGUGAUGCACGGUGGUUUGCAAGUGGGGUCGGUUUGGAUUACUAUAGCCAUACGAAUGCUAUCGAUACAUAGAUGUGAGAGUACUG
Molecule: messenger RNA, 1249 nt
Organism: Aspergillus ruber CBS 135680
Lineage: Eukaryota; Fungi; Ascomycota; Eurotiomycetes; Eurotiales; Aspergillaceae
Product: putative mitochondrial export translocase Oxa2
Exons: 1
Coding region: 40-1008 (322 amino acids)
Biological process (GO): mitochondrial respiratory chain complex IV assembly; protein insertion into mitochondrial inner membrane from matrix
Cellular component (GO): mitochondrial inner membrane
Molecular function (GO): membrane insertase activity
Source: RefSeq, a predicted model, not a curated record